AUGAAGACUCCCGUUCGAGCUGGCACCCUUGCGUCGACCGUCUUGGUCCUGCUGGCAAUCUUUACCAUACUGCACCACUCCCGAUAUCUGGAGGGGCGAUGGGCGUAUGUCGACGGCCUCAAAAACGGAAUCGCCGGAGGAAUGAAGGGCCACCUGGGGACCGGCGAAACCACGAGUGUUGACGCAAAGUUCAUCGGAUUCGGUACACCAACACCAUUGUCGACACCGCACCCUCCCAUCCCGGUCGUGGUUGCAGAAACGCCGACCUGGACCUCGGAAAGUACAGAAACGUCGGCCUUGACUACAGAAGCGACCCCGGAACCAGAAAGGGCCAAGAGUUCUGGGGAAGUCGUAUCGGGAGACGGUAGCAAACUAGUAGGAGAGACGAAUGAACCGCAGCCUUCACUUCCGCAGGACGGGAAUGAAGAUGUCGAGGAAGAGCCGUCGACUAGCGGAUUUUUUGAGGGGUUUCCGGAUAAAAUCGUGGUGAUGGGAAAGGUGGGGGAAGAAGAUACAACAUGGGUGACAGAGUAUCUGCCCGACUGGCAAAAUGCAGUGUAUACUGUGGAUGAUUUGAACGCGACACUCCAUACACCGAUGAACAAGGGCAAAGAGGCAAUGGUGUAUCUUACAUACAUUAUUGAGAACUACGGCAACUAUCCGUCGACGGUUGCGUUUAUCCACAGCCACAAGGAUCGAUUCUGGCAUUCUGCGGGUAUGCCGGCGAGAAGUAACAUGGUGGCGCUCAGAGCACUCAACAUCGACUAUGUCCAACAAACAGGCUUCGCCAAUCUGCGGUGUACACUGGGCCCUGGAUGCCCGGCAGAGGUCCAACCGUACCGGCAAGACACACCGGCCAAUCGGCUGUAUGAGAAGAACAUGACGACGGUGUGGGAGCUCUUUUUCGGGACACCAUGCCCGGAAGUCAUCGCAGCGCCUUGCUGUGCGCAGUUUGCAGUGUCGCGCAGCCAGAUCAUGGCCAGGCCGUUGGAAGACUAUGUGUUGUACAGGCAAUGGCUGAUGGAAACGGAGCUCGACGACGACAACAGCGGGAGGGUGUUUGAGUACCUGUGGCACAUUCUGUUCGGGCAGGAGCCAGUGCACUGCCCGGAGUAUGGGGUCUGCUGGGCGAAUGUGUAUGGCGGGCUGAGCAUGGCGGACCUGCACCACCUGGUAUACGCGGGAGACUAA
This is a messenger RNA of Diplodia corticola, 1191 nucleotides long. RefSeq lists its product as uncharacterized. Lineage: Eukaryota; Fungi; Ascomycota; Dothideomycetes; Botryosphaeriales; Botryosphaeriaceae. The record is from RefSeq and is a predicted model, not a curated record. Bases 1 to 1191 code for a protein of 396 amino acids. The transcript is spliced from 3 exons.